AUGGGUGUCGCAAAGAAGACUCGCAAGUUUGCGACCACCAAAAGAAUCGUCGGUCAACGCGAUGCAAGAUUAAAGAAGAACCAGAUGGCUGGUGAAAUAGAAGCUAAGAAGAAGGAAGAAGAGAACAAGGCGAAGCGCGAAAUCCCACAAGUCUCCUCCGCCCUCUUCUUCCAAGCCAACACCGCCCUCGGCCCUCCCUACUCCGUCCUCGUAGACACCAACUUUCUCUCUCACACCGUCCACGCCAAGCUCGAGCUGGACAAAGCCCUUAUGGACCUGCUCUACGCCAAAGCCACACCCAUCAUCACCACGUGCGUCAUGGCCGAGCUGGAAAAACUCGGUCCCAAAUACCGCAUUGCCCUGCGCAUUGCCCGUGACGAGCGCUGGCAGCGUCUCAAGUGCGAUCACAAGGGAACUUAUGCCGAUGACUGCAUUGUCGAUCGCGUGCAGAAGCAUAGGAUUUAUCUUGUCGCGACGAACGAUAGGGAUCUCAAGAGGAGGAUAAGGAAGAUUCCUGGUGUACCAAUUGUUAGUGUGGCAAAGGGCAAGUAUGUUAUCGAGAGGCUGCCCGAUGUACCGGAUAGCCACUAA
Molecule: messenger RNA, 591 nt
Organism: Bipolaris zeicola 26-R-13
Lineage: Eukaryota; Fungi; Ascomycota; Dothideomycetes; Pleosporales; Pleosporaceae
Exons: 4
Coding region: 1-591 (196 amino acids)
Cellular component (GO): nucleolus; small-subunit processome
Source: RefSeq, a predicted model, not a curated record